AUGCAGCGAUCUUUUGUGCCCAACCUGCUCCUUCUCCUCCUCCAUGCGAAAGGUUACCUGUCAGCAACAGAUUGCACAUGGGUAGCUGUGGUCAACAGCUUUGACAACCUCGGGGGUCCACAUUAUAUGUACUUCGAGCAGUAUGAAAUUCGCAGUGUGACUGAGGUCUUCAAGCAGCUGGUGGAUUCGGCCACAGACCCCAAUGACAAAGAUGCCCGUUACCUGGGAUUUCCGUAUUACCUGAAAAUUAAUCUGACCUGCAAAACCCAGGACUCAGAACUGUCUAUUCGGAGAGCUCACUACAGUGGCUUGAGACCGAUUGUGACGGUCCUUUUUGAAGAACCCGUCCACCCUGUACGUCAGAAGCAAGAGCAGUUGCAGAUUGAAAUGACGGGUGCCCCGUACAGGUUUACAGGUUGUGACAGUGAGGAGGUUUGCAAUAUGUGUUGGUACACACCGAUGCCCUUCAUGAAUGGCAGCGUUGUGAUGAUCGUGUCGGUGGACAAUAAUGGCCUUGGUCUACCUGUGGAAAUGAAGAGGUUCUCCAUCAAUAUCAAUGGCUACGUGGAAAAAGUUCCGAAUGGAAUUGUGUUCAAGAUUGGAAAGAAGUUGACCAGUUUGAAGCACGUCCUCUCUCUGAGCGAUCCAUCGCGCCCCUUGUGGAAUUCAUACCAACAGACCCCCGUGAGCAUCCUCGGUGGAGUCACCCAAAAGAAGAUUGUCUUAUUGUCGGACUCAGAAUUUGAAUAUUCCUAUCCGAUAGAGUUGGGUAUCGACAGCUGCUGGAUUGGCUCCAUCUCAUGCCCGCAGGCUACGUUCUCCUCCACCAUUGUUGACGCCAUCGCUACCGAGAGCACCCUCUUCAUCCGACAGAACCAGCUGGUCUAUUUCUUCACAGGACAUUACCCGAUCUUGCACCUGAACACCUCCGGUUCCGAACUGUGGACCCGCAUCUUGAACAACGUCUGCGUGAAGAAGUUAAAUCCAGUGUUCUUCUCUAAAAACGACACCGAAUACGUGGUCGCUGUUGGUGGCGGCUGGCAGCAAGGAGAAUUCUUUCUUAUUACUGUCAAAGAUGGAAUUGUGAAGGUCUCUGGCUCACUGAGGUCCGAGAAGAAGACGGUGUGCGGCUUUAUGAGAAUUGCAAAGUGCACUAUUGAGUGGGUCCUCUUCUCUAUGAAUGAGAACAAAUUCUAUUUGCUGGUGACCGACCUGGACGAAAACUAUUACUAUAUUGUGGCCUACUACCGAGAAGAGUAUUUUGAGAUGGUUUAUGACAUCCCUCAAUUCCUACCCGUUGCCUCUGAUAAGGGGUUUGUGAUGCUGCUGGGUCUAGAGGAGUAUACCAAUACAACUCUCAUCCCAAGGGGUUUAUCAUUCAGCCCUGCCAGUAGGAUGUUCUACGUCUGGGGGAAUGCUAUCUUGCAAAGCAACGACAUGGUGAAUUACAUAUACCUCUCCGAAUUCCCGGGUGUUUCCUCCAUCAAAUAUUUUGUUCUAUCAUUUACUGGGCAGAUCGCCUUUGUGACGGAUGUAGAGGAGGUCUGGGUUACCAAAGAGGGUAGCACCGAAAUCAAAAGAGUGUAUCCAUCUAAAGCCUGGAAUAUGUACAAUGCCCUGCAGGAGAUGGAAGGCACCCCGAAUUAUGGCCUGGACUUGAAACGGGCCAUCGUCUCCAUUUUCUUUGACGGCGAUGGGUUGCAAGAGCUGGUUUAUAUAGAGGAACCAGGAGGCGACGGAAAGUUAGUCAAAAGACCGUUUCCUCUGGAUUAUGUCAUGACCUACAAAGAGAUUAUCAACACCCCUGUCAAAGAUAUGACCUUCUACGGAUUAAACUACAUCCGGUUCACCCACCGUUGCCCGUUUGCCGUCAUACGCCUGGUGAACCUGCCGUUACCCCAGCGCUUCAACCGGAUGGAGCAUUACCGUGCCAAGCCGCCCGACAUCAUGGAGAAAACGGGCUUCCAUGACAAAAAGUCACUGACUGUGUACCAGGGACUGGUCUACCAGCUGCUCCAGUUACAUUCAUCUUACCACCGAUCUUAUGCUGACCCUGUCCAUGACCCCACAUGGCGCUGGUGGAAGAACAAGAAACAAGACGCGGAAUACUACUUCUACGUGGCAAGUAACUGGAAAUCCUUGGGAGGCAUCAACGUUGACAUGGCCAACUACGUCAAGGUCUACAACCUGAAACCUGACAAUAAACUGCUGGACACGAUCUACCUGGACAAGAAGGCAGAAUUCUCCUUCAGCGUGUACCUGAGUAUCAGGACAACCAAACAGAGCAUGGGGGAGACAGCGGAUGAAAAUUCCCUCAAUUACAUUUGGCUCACCACCAUAUUAUCCCAUCCUGAAUAUGUUUAUGUAAGUCUGCAGAGGGACGAAUUCAUCAGCAGAGGCUCCGUGCUGUAUCAGGUGAAAAUCAGUGACAACGGCAUUUAUCCGAUACAACAGCUCAGUGGAAAGGACCUCCUGAAGAGCUCCAUUAUUUUUAAGGUUGCUCAUUCGGGAGUGAGUUGCUACGAAUACACAGGCAGCGGACCGCGGAUGAGGGGUAGCGCUGUGGUGGAGGUUCGUAUCGGAUGCCCCCCGGGCAAGCGGCUGGCUUUUGACAUCACUUUCACGAAGAAUUAUACCACUGAGAAGAACAAGCACUACUUUGACUGCGUCGUACCGGACCCCGAGAUGCCGUGCUUCUACUUCAGUGACGUCUUUUAUCCCUUCUUUUUGAUCCAAGACAUGGUGACGGGACACUCAGGACGCUUCAACGGAAGCUACAUCUUCUCAAUCAUUGGCGGGGGACCGUUUUCAGUACAGAACAUCAAAUAUUUCACCCCAGAGGAGAUCUUGCGCUACAACACUGUGAAUGGCAGUGCAACAUCAAGUCUGAUCUGGCUGAGAGCUGAGGAAAACAAAACGAACGAUGAAGGUUUUCAGGUCCUCUCUCAAGCCCACUCUGGAAUUGUGUGGGUUUGCCAGUAUAAUUCUCCAUGUUACGACAUCGUUCCCAGAGACAUGAGUGCUCCUCAUUACUACUUCGUGGUGAAGGUAUCAAAUAGGGGUGUAGAUCAAACCACUUACUGCGACUAUGCCUUGGAAUUCAUCAUUCACGUCCAUGGCCUACGCCUCAGCGCCACGCGCUCCCUCUUCCUUUUGAAGAUUUCAGUCGCCGUGGUAUUUGGCUUGCUCUGUCUAUACAUAUCGGUUUACAUCAUGGGCCCCAAAGUCCAGCUCUUCUGCAACAGAACGUUCCGGAGAUUAGAGGAGGCUUUUGCUCUUCGGGUUGAAUCCAGUCUCACCUUCUCAUCUUCAUUCACCAGUCAAGGAUCCCUGCAGCAUUUGCCCUCUGAAACCAGCCACAGCAGCAUGCAACAGGUUGCUGCCAGAGGAGCACAGUAA
This is a messenger RNA of Elgaria multicarinata webbii, 3399 nucleotides long. It is a transcript of the gene CATSPERG, whose product is annotated as cation channel sperm associated auxiliary subunit gamma. The record is from RefSeq and is a predicted model, not a curated record. The transcript is spliced from 29 exons. Gene Ontology annotation, cellular component: motile cilium; CatSper complex; sperm principal piece. NCBI's taxonomy places the organism in Eukaryota, Metazoa, Chordata, Lepidosauria, Squamata, Anguidae. The coding region runs from base 1 to 3399 and encodes 1132 amino acids.